Messenger RNA from Coniophora puteana RWD-64-598 SS2, 830 nucleotides. RefSeq lists its product as uncharacterized. Gene Ontology annotation, cellular component: Sec62/Sec63 complex. The coding region runs from base 44 to 748 and encodes 234 amino acids. The record is from RefSeq and is a predicted model, not a curated record. Lineage: Eukaryota; Fungi; Basidiomycota; Agaricomycetes; Boletales; Coniophoraceae. The transcript is spliced from 4 exons. Gene Ontology annotation, biological process: post-translational protein targeting to membrane, translocation.
AGCGUGCAGUAUUAGUGGCAGCAUCACUUUCUCUCCGUGUCCCAUGGCAUCUGUUCUUGUCCCAGUUGUCUAUAUCGCCAUUGUCCUUGGCAGCUUGCUCAUUUUCAGUCGCAUCUACCGGAAGCGGGCAGCAGGCAGACGACUUGACCCGUACUUCCCUUCACAUCCCGAACGCGAUCUUUAUGUCACUCUCCUUGGAAAAUCAGAUCCCCCCGCACAUGAUAGUCUUCUCAAGGCCGCCCUUGUCCGUCGGGCAAUGACGGACGUUCAACGUGUCAUGCGUCUUCGUGAAGACAAACCUGCGCUCCAGAACUUGUUGCAGAAAGGCUCAAUUGGUGAUGACCUCUGGAACAGUCUCUUGGCCGCAGAAAAAGAGCUUGAGGCAGAAGUCGUUGAGGUUGUAUCGGAGGCAAACACUUUCGUAGAGGGAUGGGGCCAAAUUAUCUUUCAGACGGCAAACGAGAUGCUAGCCAACGAGAAGAUGCGUGCCGUGUUUGAAGACACCGACACAUGCAGACAACGAAAAGAAGAGCAAUACGGCAAAGUUGGUGCCAAAGUCGAUAUCCCUAAGCUCCAGCCUGUUAUAAUGCCUGGCCCACCUCCUCCCGGUGCGCCAGGUGCGCCAGGUGCACCGGGCCAGGGAAUUCAGAUUCCCCCAACGCUUCUUAACCCUUCGAAAGGCGCCCUAGCACCCAAGCCCUCUGACACCCCAUCAUUACCCCCCACUUCGCCCACCAAGGCCACGUAGACCUUAACAUAGAUUCGUCCCACCGUCACUUCUGGAAGCUUUCCUGUAUUUAUCAUGUUGCGUGGUGGACAAUUGAAUAAGC